Molecule: messenger RNA, 1434 nt
Organism: Anoplophora glabripennis (Asian longhorned beetle)
Lineage: Eukaryota; Metazoa; Arthropoda; Insecta; Coleoptera; Cerambycidae
Product: lipase 3
Exons: 7
Coding region: 32-1294 (420 amino acids)
Molecular function (GO): hydrolase activity, acting on ester bonds
Source: RefSeq, a predicted model, not a curated record
UGCAGAUAUCAGAUAUCUGCAAUUGGCCAAAAUGUAUUCAAUCCAAGUGGUUUUCCUUUUGCUGGCGGUGCCAUUUUCUGCCCAAGGGCUGAAUUUGACUGUGAACGAUCUUUUUACGGAAGAACUGAUCCAGAAAGCCGCAGCUAGCAAACAUGAAGAUUUUGGUUUGAAUAUCUAUCAACUCCUGAGCAAAUACGGCUACGCCGUCGAAGACCACCAGGUGACCACCGAGGACGGAUAUAUUUUGACUUUGCACCGCAUACCCAGCGCUAGAUAUCAAACGGCUGUCGCAGACUCCAAUAAACCGGCUGUGUUGUUGAUGCACGGUCUCUUCUGCAGCUCCGUGGAUUGGGUGAGCGCUGGGCCACAAGACUCGCUAGCUCUGAAUCUUGCCGACGCCGGCUAUGACGUUUGGUUGGGAAACAACCGCGGGAACACCUGGUCGAGGAAGCAUGUCUCCAUGAAUCCAGACACAGAUAAAGAUUUCUGGGACUACAGUUUUGAUGACUGUGGUAACUAUGACCUUCCUGCCAAAAUAGACUACAUACUACAAACCACCGGUCAGCAAAAAGUAAAUUAUGUAGGUCAUUCUCAAGGAACCACCCAAUUCUUCGCCAUGGCUGCUCUGAGGCCAGAAUACAACGACAAAAUCAAUCUGAUGACUGCCUUGGCACCAGUUGCUCACAUGCAGGAUAUGGCUCAACCCCUGGUACGGUUCUUGGCAAACUAUACUUCUGUACUCGAAGUUGUCUUCAAAACAUUCAAAAUAAACGAAUUCUUGCCUCAUACAGAGCUUCUUCCUCAAGUAAUGCAAGUAAUGUGCAACGACGACUCACCUGUGCAAGAAAUGUGUGCUAAAGUUGUGUUCUUUUUGGUUGGAGAAGAUUCACCGCAAUUGAACAGGUCUUUCAUACCAGUAAUGGGUUCCAACACCCCUGCAGGGAUAUCGGUAAAGAUGAUGUUGCAUUACAUGCAAGAAAUGAAAUCAGGGUAUUUUAGAAGAUAUGAUUAUGGCAGCGUGAAAAACCUAUUGGUUUACAAACGAUUGUCGCCUCCAGAGUAUGACACUUCUUCGAUCACAGCACCUGUAGCAUUAUAUUACGGCAAAAACGAUCUUUUUGCAGAUGUAUCUAAUGUAGAGCAAUUGGCAAAUGAGCUACCCAACGUGGUAAAACAGAACUUGAUGGAAUACGAAUUAUUCAACCAUCUGGACUUUAUAUGGGCUAUUGACGUGAAGACUAUGAUCAAUGAUGACGUAGUUGCGCUGUUCAAUACGUACAACUCUAAGCUUUAGAUAUCAUGUCAUGUGGAACUGCAUUUUUUUGGAACAGCCCCCUAUAAUCACUUAAUUAAACAAUUUGUUAAAUAUUUAAUGUACAGUAUCUGUAUCUUGAAAUAGUGUUCAAAUAUACAGUUUCUUUCAAGGAUAUUAAA